This is a messenger RNA of Galeopterus variegatus (Sunda flying lemur), 1808 nucleotides long. RefSeq names its product glucosamine-phosphate N-acetyltransferase 1 (gene GNPNAT1). NCBI's taxonomy places the organism in Eukaryota, Metazoa, Chordata, Mammalia, Dermoptera, Cynocephalidae. Gene Ontology annotation, cellular component: endoplasmic reticulum-Golgi intermediate compartment; endoplasmic reticulum; Golgi apparatus. The transcript has 6 exons. The record is from RefSeq and is a predicted model, not a curated record. The coding region runs from base 97 to 648 and encodes 183 amino acids. Gene Ontology annotation, molecular function: monosaccharide binding; glucosamine 6-phosphate N-acetyltransferase activity. Gene Ontology annotation, biological process: UDP-N-acetylglucosamine biosynthetic process.
AAUCCGGUUCCGGUGCUGUUUCCUCCGGCGGCGGAGAGUCCAACGCGUCUGGCGGGGAGCGCAGACGGCGUGGCCUCCACCGAACUUACUGGAAAGAUGAAACCUGAUGAAACUCCUAUGUUUGACCCAAGUCUACUCAAAGAAGUGGACUGGAGUCAGAAUACAGCUACAUUUUCUCCAGCCAUUUCCCCAACACAUCCUGGAGAAGGCCUGGUUUUGAGGCCUCUUUGUACUGCUGACUUAAAUAGAGGUUUUUUUAAAGUCCUGGGUCAGCUGACCGAGACUGGAGUUGUCAACCCUGAACAAUUUAUGAAAUCUUUUGAGCAUAUGAAGAAAUCUGGGGAUUAUUAUGUUACAGUUGUAGAAGAUGUGACUCUAGGACAGAUUGUUGCUACAGCAACUCUGAUUGUAGAACAUAAAUUCAUCCAUUCCUGUGCUAAGAGAGUUCCAUUUUUAUUAAUAAAUGCUGUCUUUUUACUCUCCCCCCUUUUAAAUUCCAGGUUAUUAUCAACCCUUACUUUGCUAAGCAAGAAACUGAACUGUUAUAAGAUUACCCUUGAAUGUCUACCACAAAAUGUUGGUUUCUAUAAAAAGUUUGGAUAUACGGUAUCUGAAGAAAAUUACAUGUGUCGGAGGUUUCUAAAGUAAAAAUAUUUUAAGACAGUUGUCAAAGGAGAUAAUACUACAUAUUCUUUCUAGAGUUAAAAUAUUUUGCUGCAACCCAGAGACCUCCAUAAAUGACUGAAAGAAAACAUUGUAAUACUACAAGUAUGACAUUUAGAAGAUUACUUUGGGGUGGUGGAAUAUGCUGUGAAUUUAGAUUACAAAUGAAUAUUAUAAAGGGGAUGAUUUUUAACCAAAGGAAUAUAUUUUUAACUUGAAUCUUUUCUUGCAUUGUAUUUUUGUAACGUUUGGCUUCAUUUCCUGGUGUCAAGAGUAUGGGUAGUAAGGAGUUAUAUGUCUGCUAUCUGUUCUGCUCAUUUUUAAAAAAAGUAUACAUUGAAUAAGGCUGUUUCUUAUCACAUUUAUAAAAUUAAAUAUUUUUGUUUCAAAGAAACAGCUAAAUACACUUAAAGGUGUAUCAUUUCCCACAUAUUAAUUAUGUAAAGUUGGAUACAUUAGUUAUAAAUUAUAACUAAAUAUAGUACAGUCUAACAUUUCCUGUUCCUAAUACUGGCAAACAACCUGACGGCCUUUUAAAGAAGCAGAGGAAAUGAAAAUUAACUUAUAAAAUGUGACAGGAUUCAAAGUAAAACAAUUUAGAGGUUUUAGUUCUGUGUAUACGAAGUCACCUGUCUUAUCUUUAAAAUAUAAUCACUCAUUUGUUAGAAACACCUAAGAGCAAGUAAGAUGGGACAUCUAAAGUACUACUUAACAGUGAAUUAGAAAAUCUUGGCAUAUUUUUUACCCCAAUUUCUCUUUUCAUGGGUAUCUGAAGGCUCUCUUGUAAUAUUUUUAUUUUUAAAAAAUGGAAUAUUACAAAAUUGAGGACUAUUUGAAAAUGUAUCUUACUGCAUUUGUCACAUUCUUACUAUGUUAAUAGAAGCUUUUCUACUCAAUGUGAUUGUAAUGGUACUAUUAUUCUAGUCACUGUCCUGGUUUUGCAUUUAUUUAUUUUAAUUAUUUUUUAAAGUUGAAAUAAGAAUUGGAUACUUUACUAAUGGUUCUAAUUUUCUGCAUUCCACAUUACAUUAAACCUGUUCAUAUGAUGAAUAGUCUUCUGUUAGAAUCAUGUCUGUACUUAUUCUUGAGUCUUUUGUGUAUUCUUUGUAAAAUGAAGUUGGAAAGUAAAGACUACCUAUUUCUCA